This is a messenger RNA of Coccidioides posadasii C735 delta SOWgp, 2680 nucleotides long. NCBI's taxonomy places the organism in Eukaryota, Fungi, Ascomycota, Eurotiomycetes, Onygenales, Onygenaceae. The record is from RefSeq and is a predicted model, not a curated record.
CAUCGUCCAACCCUUGGGGCUAUGCAUGAGAGAUCUUGGCCAUGAGUUGAUGUGGAAACAAGAAGAUAACUACUUUACCCCGGAAUUGCAUAUGUCCACUUUGAGCAAAGCCAAGGCCAUGACCGUUCUUCCAUGUACCAUUUAGUUAUCCCUGCUUGGCCUGUCGCUGAUGACCUCGUGUGUAGCUCACAAACCUGGCCAGGAAGCCGUAUCCUCUUUGGUCUGUCGAAGUUUCUCUCAAAGGCAGACAUAUCCCUUGCAUGUUUAUUCAUCCAAAUUUUCUCUCACACAUCAACCUUCCCAGAUGCCAAAAAGGUGGGACUGAGAAAUGGCACCCACCCCACCAUCUGUCACGUCGUCGAACGCAAGUACUCAUUCUCCGCAUGGACGAGUGGUGCGAAGACGGAACCGUGUCCCAUUGUCCUGCGCCCCAUGCAGAAAUCGAAAGCUAAAGUGCAACCGCGCGGUGCCUUGCGAGAAUUGCGUAAAGAGAGGAGAUGCCCUUUCCUGUACAUAUGCUCAACCUAAUGCCAGGAGACGGAAUCAUGGCAGCCAACUACAGCUAGGAACACCGGAUGACAUGCAAAGUCGUAUCGACCGCUUGGAAAGCUUGGUGCUAUCAUUGAUGAGGAAUGGGUCGCAGUCCACCGGUGCCGCACCGGUAAGGGAAGGCAGAUCAGGAGACCCUGGCUUCUCCUCGCUGCACGAUAGACAUAGUUCCGGCCUUAGCGGAGAUGAUCGUGAGGCAACUGCUAGGGACGAAGAGAGUGACACUGAGCAGGUAACUAAGUCGUUUGGGAUAAUGAAGGUUGACGCUCAAAAUCAGAAAUCCUACUACGUCAGCGAGGCUCACUGGACCUCCAUUCUUAACGAUAUAGUAGAAGUUAAGAACUUUUGGUCGACACACAAGAAACAAAUCGAAGAGCAGAUGGAAAAGUUGCUCGUUAUUUCAAUACCUACGAUCCGGAUGGUCUUUGCAAUGAUGCGCUUAGCAGUGUUGUCCUACCACCGAGACGAAGAUGAACCCCCUGAAUUUCGAGAGAAAUCAUUGGAUAUUGCUAGAUCAUAUCAAUCUUCAAUGGCCCAAUGUCUCAUUUUAGCCGACUACACAAAACCGCACCGCUACGUCCUUGAGGCUCUAGUUCUCCACCUUCAGGGUGAAUAUUCACAAACUAGUGAUGCACAAGUCUCACUAUGGGUUCUAGUCGGUAUAAUUGUUCGUUUAGCAAUGCGGAUGGGCUACCAUCGGGAUGCAAGUAUGUUCCCAAAUAUCAGUGUAUUUCAAGGCGAAAUGCGUCGGCGGCUUUGGAGUUUUAUUCGAUGCGCAGAUCUUUUGUUCUCUUUUCAAGUAGGCUUGCCCAGUAUGGUCCGCUCUGGGGAUAGCGACACCGAUAUUCCGCGAAGUUUACAUGACGAUGACUUUGAUGAGAAUAGCACGGCUCUACCGCCCGGAAGACCCUUCAAUGAGCCAACACCAGUUUCAUACCUCGUUGCAAAAACUCGCCUUGCGUUUGUUUUCGGCCGCGUGUUGGAGCACUCCCAAAAAGUGAAAGGUUCCACAUACGAAGAAGUUAUGGAAAUAGACAAGGCUUUGCGCCAAGCGCGGGAAUUAGUCCCAGAGCAUCUCCACGUCCAGCCAAUUUCCGAGUGUGACAAAGAUCCCGCGUAUUUGAUCAUGAGCAGAUUUGGUAUUAUGAGUAUUUAUCACAAGGCUCAAUGUGUCCUCCACCGACCGUUCCUUAAUCACGCACGCGAAAACCCGCGUUACAUUUACUCUCGUCGUACAUGUAUCGACAGCUCCAUGGAGCUACUGAGAUUCCAACUCAUGCUGCAUGGCGCAUCACGCCCUAAUGGAAAAUUGCGCCAUCGGACAUGGUACUCUAGCUCAUUUAGCUCUCACGACUUUUUGAUGGCCAGCACAAUUAUAGCCCUCGAUUUAUAUCACGACUACCGAUCUCAUAGCUCUGAACCACUGUAUAAUACGGCAUACAGCAAGGAUGUUCAGAGGCAAGAAGAGAUGCUGGCGGCCCUUCGAAGGUCCAGAGAUAUAUGGGACGAGCUAAAAGACAAGUCCAUAGAUGCAUGGAAAGCGGCGGUCGUCUUGGGUAUGUUGCUGGAGCAGCUGAAUCAAAGUUCUAAAUGUUCCGAAACAUCGCAUUCAGAGCAAGUGCUUGAUGCACAAGAUGAAAAGCAAACUGCUGCAAUGACACUGGGGCUCCUUAGCAGUGGCAUAACCCCUUUGGGUCCAACAAGCCCCCCCCACGUCUGUGAGAAUAUGGGCAAAAUUGAUCCAAACAUCCAGCAACAUUUGCAACGGAACAGCAUAGAGAGCAUUGACCACGGCCCUCCCCACACCUCCGCAACCCCUUUCGGUAUAUUUGGACAUAUGCCAGACAUGCAAUCAUUUAACCUAGACUGGGAGGCGUGGGACACAUAUAUCCAAUCAACAGCAUUUGAUGCAACUACCGAAGCUCGGACAAGCUCGGAUCCACAGCAGCUUCAACAGUCGCAGUUUACGAUAGGAUCUCUGAGGACCGAAAAUGGACCAAAUCCCACGCCAAGAAGGACAUAUCCCAAUAGUCCGGGGUUUUUCGAGUCGUUGGAAGCUGGCAGCUUCGGUGGUGGUAUGGACAUGACUCCUGAAGCUGAUGUUCCCCGAUAUAAUCCUGGGCAGCCAUGA